UUUUACAAGCAGUGAAUGUACUUUUUUAAAUUGAAUUUUUUCUUUCUUUUUAGUUGGGUAGUUUUAUUCUCCCACCCUGCUGAUUUCACACCCGUCUGCACCACCGAAUUGGGUCGUAUUGCCGUUCAUGCUCCCGAAUUCGCUAAACGUAAUGCCAAAUGUUUGGCUCAUUCCGUCGAUCAAUUGAAUUCACACGUUGACUGGGUCAAUGACAUUAAAUCCUACUGUUUGGAUAUUCCCGGAGAUUUCCCCUAUCCCAUUAUUGCCGAUCCCAAUCGUGAAUUGGCUGUACAAUUCGGUAUGUUGGAUGAGGAACAAAGAAAAGAUCCCGAAGUUGGCAAAACCAUACGUGCUCUGUUCAUCAUUAGUCCCGAUCAUAAGUUGCGUCUCUCCAUGUACUAUCCCAUGUCCUGUGGUCGUAAUGUAGAUGAAAUCUUGCGUUGCAUUGACUCUUUGCAAUUGACCGAUCGUCUUAAGGUUGUGGCCACUCCCGCUAAUUGGACUCCGGGCACCAAGGUCAUGAUUGUUCCUUCCGUUACCGAUGACGAAGCCAAUAAAUUAUUCCCCAAAGGCUUUGAUAAGGUGUCUAUGCCCUCUGGCGUCAAUUAUGUCAGAACCACUGAGAACUAUUAAAAUCAGAGUGUGAUUUCUGAUUGUUUAUUGUAUUGGUUUUAGAAUCUUGUGAAAUUUUUUAUACGCUAAAUUAAUAAAUUAUGUAUUUUGAACAAAAAAACGUUA
This is a messenger RNA of Lucilia sericata (common green bottle fly), 738 nucleotides long. RefSeq names its product peroxiredoxin-6-like. Gene Ontology annotation, cellular component: mitochondrion; cytosol. Gene Ontology annotation, molecular function: peroxiredoxin activity. The transcript is spliced from 3 exons. The record is from RefSeq and is a predicted model, not a curated record. Bases 16 to 633 code for a protein of 205 amino acids. Gene Ontology annotation, biological process: cellular oxidant detoxification; cell redox homeostasis. Lineage: Eukaryota; Metazoa; Arthropoda; Insecta; Diptera; Calliphoridae.